Molecule: messenger RNA, 321 nt
Organism: Echinostoma caproni
Lineage: Eukaryota; Metazoa; Platyhelminthes; Trematoda; Plagiorchiida; Echinostomatidae
Source: the annotation of a GenBank genome assembly
AUGAUUAGCCCCGAUCAUAAGCACCCCAUAGACGGUGAUGCAUUCUGGGACCAAAUCAGGGCUCCUGAGUUCAUGCCGGAGGAUCCAGAAGCAUUCCUCUCACUUCCGGAAUCGCGAUUCCAUGAAGCUCGCAUCACCGGGCAACUGUCCCGUUAUUAUAAGCUGUUAUCCGCGAUCCCGCGCGACAUGCUUAUCAACUUCAGGGAUGUGUACAUGAAUAUCCCUGCGCACAACCCGUACGACGUGCUCAAAGAGGCACUUCUUCCUCGUAUGGCAUUUUCCGAAGAGAAGCGCAUCCAGCUCCUCCUGUCAGGGAUCUAA